Camponotus floridanus (Florida carpenter ant) is the source of this 429-nucleotide messenger RNA. Its product is annotated as zinc finger BED domain-containing protein 4. The record is from RefSeq and is a predicted model, not a curated record. NCBI's taxonomy places the organism in Eukaryota, Metazoa, Arthropoda, Insecta, Hymenoptera, Formicidae.
CAACAAAAAAUUGUGAGAGGAAAAUCUCCCAAAUUAUUUUCCACAAAGCCUUUGUGGAAUCAUUUAAAAAGCAAACAUCCAUCAACAAUUAAAAAUAUGGAUGGAAAUGGAAAUACAAAUGAUGUCGAAACUGAUGGACCAGCUUUAAACUUGAAUUCUCCACCAUCGACAUCGAUCUCACAAUCAAAAUCUUAUCAGCCUACUCUGCAAUAUUUAAUUAAGAAAAAAGAAAUGUGGUCUUUGGAUGAUCCAAAAGCCUUGAACAUAACCAAAAAGAUCUGCGAAAUGAUGGCUCUUGAUGCUGAACCAUUCGCACUAGUUGAACGAAAAGGAUUUCAAAGGUUGAUGAAUUACUUAGCACCGCAGUAUCCAUUACUUGUAGAACAUAUUUUUCCGAAAAAAUUAUGCCAUAUCUCUAUAAAAAUUUAA